AUGGAUGCGCCGGCGCUGAAGCGCAAGGACGAACGCGGCGACACCUGGCCGCAUUUAUCCCCGGAUGCAAAAAGGCACAUUUCUUUGUUGAAGGACGACAAUCCUGCACCGGAUUCAGCCGCGCAGCGUGUGAGCAAGGCACGCGCAGAAAAGAUUCACACGACACGGAAGCCAACGGGCCGUGCACACUUGCUCAACGACGCCGUUCGGCGCGCAGAUCCGCGGCAGGGGAUUACCGUGUGGGCAUACACGGUGCAACAGGACGUGCCGGGCACGUCCUGCACUGCAUGGUACGAGCGUGUGUGCAGUACCAUGGGUCCAGCGCCCACGCCCGCGCCUGGCACGAGCAUGCGCCAGUAUGCGAAAGAGCAUGCAACUUCGCUAUCCACCGCAACAGAAUGUGCACACAUUGAGCACGAGCUCUCUGUACUCUUGCAGCAGACGACGGCAGUCACGGCGGCAAUAGAUUUGCUUGCUGCGCGCACAAAAUUGGUGCAGCUAGCCGAAGAUCGGCUGUCUGUACUCCCUCCUGUUGGCGCCCAUGCGCCGCAGGACGGCAAAAACCCACGUUGUGGGUUUGACGCACGGAUUUGCUGGGACGAUGAGCCGUUUAGUGCAUGGUCCGCGUCGGAGCAUGCACGCGCGAUGCUUCAGGAACGUGUGCCGCUCGAUGGGACACUGGUCUUGCCUGUUGACGAGCCACCGUCGGAAGCACUGCCCACUACCGGCCCCGCCGUUGUGUGCGGCGAAGCCAAACGCCGUUGCAAGCGGCACACCGACUGGUCCAUCACGCGCGGCGCCGACCUGGAAAUGGCGCGCGACAUGCAGACGCACUACUUAUCGGCGCUCGCCGAACGCGAGCAGGAGCUGAGAAUUGCAUUACAGUCGUUUACAGCGCAUCGCAUAGCUACAUAG
This is a messenger RNA of Malassezia vespertilionis, 915 nucleotides long. It is a transcript of the gene SPP1, whose product is annotated as COMPASS (complex proteins associated with Set1p) component. The record is from RefSeq and is a predicted model, not a curated record. The transcript has 3 exons. Lineage: Eukaryota; Fungi; Basidiomycota; Malasseziomycetes; Malasseziales; Malasseziaceae. Bases 1 to 915 code for a protein of 304 amino acids.